Molecule: messenger RNA, 1133 nt
Organism: Orcinus orca (killer whale)
Lineage: Eukaryota; Metazoa; Chordata; Mammalia; Artiodactyla; Delphinidae
Gene: ZG16
Product: zymogen granule protein 16
Exons: 3
Coding region: 44-613 (189 amino acids)
Source: RefSeq, a predicted model, not a curated record
AAGAAACCCGAGCCUCAACUGGAGAUCAGGGGUGCCUGGGUAAAUGAUAUCUGGGGGGAUAAGGGUAAACGUUCACUUUCUCCUUUCUUCCCACUCCAGCCCCAGGAUGUUGACCGUUGCUUUUCUUGCCCUUCUUUGUGCAUCAGCCUCUGCCAGUAAGCUUCAGGCCAGCUCCUCCUCUUUCAGUGGAGAGUAUGGAGGCUACGGAGGAAAGCGAUUCUCCCAUUCUGCAAACCAGCUGGAUGGCCCCAUCACUGCCAUUCGUGUCCGAGUUAACAGCUACUACAUCAUAGGUCUCCAGGUGCGCUACGGCAAGGUGUGGAGCGAUUACGUGGGUGGCAAGUUGGGAAAGCUGCACGAGAUCUCCCUGGACCCUGGGGAAUCAGUGGUCCAGGUGUCGGGAAAGUACAGGAACUACCUGAGAAAGCUGGUCUUUGUGACUGACAAGUCCCGCGUCUUGACUUUUGGGAAAAACAGAGGCAAGAAUUUCAAAGCUGUCCCCUUGCACCCCAACACUGUGCUACGAUUCAUCAGUGGCCGAUCUGGCCAAUCCAUUAUCAAUGCCAUUGGCUUCCACUGGGAUGUCUACCCCAGUAAACACGAGAACUGCUGAGUUGUCCUGCAACACUGCAGUGGGGGUAUGGGAACCCCUCACCACUAACCACCAUCCACCUGUCUCAAUGAAAAAGAAAUAAUAAAAGGGCAUGGCUAAAGUGUGUGUAUGGGUGCCUGCAGCUGGGGUCCACCUCUUGACUCUGGGUAUGGAUGUGUGACUCUCAUUUCUGGCUAUUCGUCAGACGUCAAUCUGGGGAAGAGUGGGAGGAUGAGGGAGAGAGGUGUAAGAAUCCUGGGCUUUUCUUCAUAAUUUAUUAAGAGGAGAUAAGAUUCUGGCCUGCACCAAUUCUUUUUUUCAAGUGUUUACCCAAACUGGAGUUCUAAGGCUGAAGGUAAGACCUAGUUGUGGUUUAUUGCGAAAACCCCAGAUGUUCCACUCUCCAGCCCUUUUCUCCCCUUUGUCUUCCCCUUGAGAUAGUGCCUCUCCACCAAAAGGCUGUCACCUCACUCUCCUGACCUUAACCCACUCACUGUACAUGGGUGGCCUGAGCCAUCAUCCUUUGUUAUUUCCCAGAACC